GUCUCCCCACACUGCUGCUGGGGGGACUUUUUAACAUAUCUGUAUGGCCUUCAAUUUGCUUACGCUUCACCACUCUGCCAUGGGCCCCUGUACCGCCUCUCAUGCUGCUGCAGGGCCCAGUGUGUCAUGGGUCCCUGUACGGCCUCCCAUUGCUGCUGUCUCCAUCGCCACACUCUGCCAUGUGCCACUUUCAGGUCUCCUCAAUGGGUUCCAUUUUGUCAUAGGGUGCUGUAUGGCCUCCCAUUGCUGCUGCCUCACCCGCCACACUGUGGCUCCACACUCUGGUUUUGGCCCCGUGACUGCCCAAAUGAGUGAAGUGUGCGGUGAUUCUAAGAUCGACGGCACUCAUCUGCACCAUACU
Staurois parvus is the source of this 361-nucleotide messenger RNA. NCBI's taxonomy places the organism in Eukaryota, Metazoa, Chordata, Amphibia, Anura, Ranidae. The record is from the annotation of a GenBank genome assembly.